Drosophila albomicans is the source of this 496-nucleotide messenger RNA. RefSeq lists its product as uncharacterized. The record is from RefSeq and is a predicted model, not a curated record. Lineage: Eukaryota; Metazoa; Arthropoda; Insecta; Diptera; Drosophilidae. The transcript has 2 exons. The coding region runs from base 25 to 408 and encodes 127 amino acids.
GGUAGAUACUUUAUUGUAACUAGAAUGUCUCCUGUGAUACUUCUGUCAAUUUGCAUCAUUUAUUUAUUUGAAUUUGUUGCUAAAAUUGAUGGUUUCUCCAUUCAGUUUGGUUAUCAACAUCCGUCUGCAGUGCCCAUCCAUGAAGUUGAGAUUCGUUGGAAGAGUGGUGUGUACUAUAUGGACUUCGUUGACAAUGCUAAACAAAACAAGUUCAAAUUUAGAAUUAAUCUGAUAUUGGUCUUUGAUGAGAGUCAAUUGGAAUCUGGUGUUUUGACGGAGAUAAUGCGAGGUGGCAUUGGCUUUAACUUUACGACACUGCGCUUGCGGAGCUUUCAUUUCGAUGGGUCGAAAGCAAGAAGUGCAAAGGUAACAGUUCUUAUUUAUGGGCUGGAGGAAUCUCAUAUAUGAUUUGUUUACAAUUAUCUUAUAAAUAUAUGCUCUCUGUUACUUUAUUGCUGUUAUGCUUGUAAAGUUUAUUUUAUAAUUAGUCCCCCAA